Messenger RNA from Orbicella faveolata, 1921 nucleotides. RefSeq lists its product as uncharacterized. NCBI's taxonomy places the organism in Eukaryota, Metazoa, Cnidaria, Anthozoa, Scleractinia, Merulinidae. Gene Ontology annotation, biological process: regulation of transcription by RNA polymerase II; cellular response to lipopolysaccharide. The record is from RefSeq and is a predicted model, not a curated record.
UGUCUUUAAAGGUCCUUCGACUCAAUGCUAAUUCAAUGUUGAUUUACGAUGUCCAGCAGAAUUCAAACUGUCAAGAACCGGGGGUGUGCAGAGAAAAAUUUGACGCUUUGUUAUUUAUUACCAAAUAUACAGAGUUGUCUCAGCCAUUUCGCCUGACUUAGUCUAUUUCUGAGGUGAUAUUUUGCGCAAAACAUCAACAACGGCAAAUAAAUAAAUUUCCAUCACACAGGAAGUUCUAUCUCAGAUCUUCCGUUCUUCAAUUCUCAAGACAACCCAUUUUCAGGGCGGCUUAUCGCAACCGCGGUUGUGGUCAUAGACAACUAAGGGGCGAAAAUUUCAUACUAGCUUUGGUUUAGGAGAGAAAAGAUUUGCAAACAGAGUAGGGAAAACAUGUAGAUUUGGAAAACCCUACUUCUGAGAAAAUUAUUUAUUGCGCGCUCGGCAGUCAUCCGGCAUAUGCAGGUCGGUCACAUGACCAAUAAAUUCUCCUGUUUUGCUAUAACUUCCGCAAUGGUAUAAAAGUCAUCAUUUAAGGCGAGCGACCGUCAAGUUGCGAGCACGCACCGAAGAUGUUGAGGUAAUAAGGAAAAUUAAGGAAAGACAUACAACUUCAAUGGAACACUGCAAAGAUGCGAAAGGAAAGAGCGCCGAACGCGAAUUAGAGAGGACAAACGCGUACGUACUGUCACUUCUCAAAGAUAAACGGCGACUGAACGCCGAGCUGGACAGCGAGCGUAAGUUAUCAAGGAAGUUGAAAGAAGAAUGUUGUGAUUUAAGAAGAAGACUUAGGGAAAGCGAGAUAACAGGGAACGAGUCAGCCGCUUGCUCUAAUGUUAAUUCCCUCGCUAGUGCGAGCGAAGAAAGUAGAGCGGAAGAUCUCGCGGCGAAAAUCGAAUCUCUCGAGAACAGUUUGCGUGAGUCGCGCGCGCAGAUUAUUACUCUGGAAGAUCACAAAACAGUGUUAGAAUCGGAGAUACUGCGACUAGCAGAGGCGCUUGGAAAGGAUGAUUCGAACUCUGAUUUGGAACUUUACAUCGAACAGCUAAGUAUUUACGAAGCUGACUUCGAGAAAGAGAGAAAGGACAAAGAAAAAGCGGAGACUAGAGUUUCCGCUCUUGCUGAUCAAAUCACUGACUGCCAAGAGCUCAUAUCGACACUUACCCGUGAAGUGGACUUAUAUAAGAACGCAUUCGAGCGAGAAAGGAAGGAUAAAGAAAUGGUGUUAAUGCGUGAGAGAAAAGAAGGGAGAGCGCUUAACCUACCUACUUACUCGCAAGCGGGGCUGCCAAACUUUCCUGGAAAUGUUAAUGAUCAAACGAGGCUUGCGUUACCUGUGCCAGCCCCUCAUUUGCAAGUAGUCUACCCAAUAGUAGACUCGGUAUUACAGCAAGAAGACUCUAAGCGAAAGCGGGAACUUCAUCGCAGAGGGGUACUCACAAGAGAUACCCCUGAGAAUCCUGAAACGACGGAUUUUUUCUGCGAGAGCUGAUUUAGCGUUCAUACGUGUGUGAGAUAUUUUGCAUUUUAAUAUUACUAGUCUGUCAACAAUUAUGCUUAAGACUUCCUCGAUCUUAGCAUAGUUUCGUCAUGUCAUAUAGCCGACCCGCAGAGGAAAUUGGAAAGCAGAAGAGUAAUAUUAAAUAGGGUAACUGCAAGGUGUUACGAACCUCAAAUACAUUAUUUUACAGUUAUUGUAUGCCAGAGAGCGAAAAGCUCAGCUGCUUAGAAAUUGCUUCACAAUUGUAAGUAUAUAACCAGUGGAGCCAACCGCGGAAGAUGAUGGGGUUUAUUGAACUUGUAAAUUUGCAUAAUAAUCUACUUCAGGCACUUUGCAAGAGAUGUAAAAAUCACGAAAAAUAUCGUUUGCGCGAUUGAAAAUACGGCAAAUCAAUAAAAAAUAGAAAUUGCUGUGGGGAAAAAA